AUGAUCAGCAGCGAGGAGCACCCGGCGCUGGGCCUCUUCUGCCAGGCGGCCCUGGACCUUGGCGUCCCGGAGCACGCGGAGAGCGCGGCGCAGCUGGCGGUGCAAAGGGCCCAGACGGCCAGGCAACACGCCUUGGCCCUGGAGCUCUUGGCCGGGGUUCUCUCAGAGUCCGGGCAGGACGCAGCCCCCGCGCUGGGCAGAGCCCUGGACCUCAGCAAGGAGGAUCCUGACCUGGAGGCGCGGCUGUUGCUGAGACUCUCCAGCCUCGAGGCCAAUGAGGACGAAGCUCUGAAGGUGCUGGAGCAGGCGAUUGGCCUCUGGAGCAAGUUGCCAGAGAAGGCGGAAGCCAUCGCCUGCGCUAGGUAUCUCUCUGUGGGUGUCCUGCUGCGGAACUUCGACCCCAAGGAGAGCUUGCGGGAGGCCUCGGAGGCCCGGCGCUUCUUCGCGGAGGAGGGGGACGCCUUCCGGGAGGGUUUGGCGCUGCUGGCGGCCGCGGCCAGCCUCCAAGGCUUCGAGGAGUCCAAGGAGACCGCGGAGUUCGCGGCGCAGCUCUUCCAGAAAGCCUCGGAGCCCCGGGGCGAGGCCAUGGCGCUCUCCGCGAUCGCGGAGAUGCACCGCAGCCGCGGGGAGGACGACCUGGCGCUGGAAGCAGCGCAGCGCUGCCGCGUCAUAGUUCAGGAAGCUGGCUGGAAGGAGGAGGAAGUCAAGUGCCUCGUUGCUGCUGGGCUGCUUUAG
Messenger RNA from Effrenium voratum, 735 nucleotides. Lineage: Eukaryota; Dinophyceae; Suessiales; Symbiodiniaceae. The record is from the annotation of a GenBank genome assembly.